UUGAGUUAAUUUUAAAAUACUUGAUUUUAAAUUUUUAGGUUCUUCUUCAAAAUAUGUAUUUGGUAAAAAUCACAUGAGCAUUUUAACACAGUUGCCUGAGACUCAUCAAAUGUUGAGAAAGACAUGUCGAGAAUUUGCAGAAAAAGAAUUAAUGCCAAUUGCUGGAAAAGUAGAUAAAGAGCAUAUGUAUCCUGAAGAGAAGGUGAAAAAGUUAGGAGAACUUGGACUUAUGGGUAUAACUGUACCUGAGAGUGAUGGAGGAACAGGACUGGAUAAUCUAGCUUAUGCUGUAGCUAUGGAAGAAAUCAGUCGUGGUUGUGCCAGCACCGGAGUUAUUAUGAGUGCUCACAAUUCACUCUAUGUAAGUCCCAUUAUGAAUUAUGGAAAUAAAGAACAGAAAGAAAAGUAUCUUCGACCAUUUUUGUCUGGAGAUCAGAUUGGUUGUUUUGCACUUAGUGAACCAGGAAAUGGCAGUGAUGCAGGGGCUGCAUCAACAACAGCACAACUGAAGGGUGACAGAUGGAUUCUCAAUGGAACAAAGGCUUGGAUAACCAAUGCUUUUGAAGGAAAAGGAGUUGUUGUAUUUGCAACUACUGAUAAAUCUAAAAAACAUAAAGGAAUUAGUGCUUUUAUAGUACCAAUGCCAACUAAAGGUCUUUCACUUGGAAAAAAAGAAGACAAGCUUGGAAUAAGAGGAUCUUCAACUUGUAAUUUAAUUUUUGAAGAUUGUGAAAUUCCUAAAGAAAAUCUUCUUGGUCAGAUGGGUGAAGGUUUCAAGAUUGCUAUGGCAACUUUAGAUGGAGGAAGAAUUGGUAUUUCAGGACAAGCUUUGGGAAUUGCACAAGUAAGUCAGUUUUAUGAUUUGAAAAUAUACUAACAUGAUUACUAAAUACAGGUACUUCUCAGUUUAUGAACAUCCUUUAAUGCAUGGUAACUGUAUAGCACAGUGAUUCCUAAACUUUUUAGAAUGACAAAUUUUCAUGACCUUCUUAGCUUUAAUGGAAGUGAAUGUGGUAUUUUUUUAACUUAAUUAUUUUCUUUUUUCUGAAAUGUAUUAUUGAAUAUAAUUUUACAAAAAAUUGAUCUAUUUCCCAUAAUAAUAAACCAUUUUAAGUAUGGUUCACUGCUGACCCAGUGAUAUAGUGACUACACAUAGCAUUUUUCUAUAUUUGAAGAUUGCAACAGAUAUUCUCAAUUUUAACAUUUUACUUUAUAGAAGAAUUGUAGAAAUAUAUCAAAAUCUAGAAAAACUAAAUCAAACAAACAAUUGAACAAUACUACAUUUUUUCCAGCCUAUUUUUUGGCUAGAUUUUUAAUUAAUUGAUAAUACUACAGCAUUGGCAUUGUUUUCAUUAAACAGCCUAACAAGAAAGGCACAACAAGACUAUCUCUGCUGAUAUGCUGUAAUAUGAAUGAUAUUUCACGUGCUGUAGGCAGUUUUGUACACAGAAAUUGACCAUAGCAUGUAUGAAAAUUGGUUCACAGCUUAGCAAUGAGUCAUGACCUACAUUUUGAGAAUACUAAUCUAACAUGUUACAGUGACAUUUUUGGUGGAAAAAAUAACUUUGCAUUAAAAAAUCUUCAUAUUGAAAAUAUAAAGUUUUCUAGAAAAUCUUGUAAUCUUCCUGUAUUUUAAAAAAGUUGUUCAUUAUCAAAUCACCUUCCUUCUAUUUUAUCUGAAUUUGGAUUUGAAAAUUAGGACUAUGAAUCAGAUAGUAAAAGCUUAUUAGCAGUAAAUAAAUGAGCAAUAUGUUGUCUUUUAAAUUUUGAUAAUUUUUUCAAGUUUAUGCUUUCUUAAGUAGUUAAAGAUGUUCAAUACAAUAAAAAAAAAUUCAGCAGUGAGUUGCUUAACUACCCCUACAACAUUUGGUGAUGCCAUCUGUGAAAUCUGCGAUUUUUACAUCAAUGUCAGAAAAAUAUUUGUAAAUAACUCCGAUGAAAAAACCACUCUCGGUGAGAAGUAUAUCGGAGGUCACCGAUUGUUUUCACAUUAAGGUGGGAAAGUUGACACUUAGUUGAUCGGAAUGCACCAUAAGUGUCAACAGAAGUCGAUCACGUGACUCAUUUUCCACGAAUAACAUAUAAAAGCUCGAAUCCCCGGAAGCUCCGCGCAAUCCCUCAGAAGUUAUACUUGGUAGAUGUGCCAUAUUUGUCUCCAUAGUCCGGACCGAAAGGAUAUACGACCAACCACAGCCAUUUGAACUUCCAUCGCCAUUAACGAACCUAUUCAACGAACACAUAUUAGACAUAUCCACAUAGAGGUAUUUGUACUUUUAGAGCUUUGUGAACUCUCUCUCAGACUAGCCGGUAAAGCUAUUAGAGCAUCCCUUUUUUAUAGUGAACUUAUUUAAUCGCAUUUAACC
This is a messenger RNA of Centruroides sculpturatus (bark scorpion), 2363 nucleotides long. RefSeq names its product short-chain specific acyl-CoA dehydrogenase, mitochondrial-like (gene Arc42). Gene Ontology annotation, molecular function: flavin adenine dinucleotide binding. NCBI's taxonomy places the organism in Eukaryota, Metazoa, Arthropoda, Arachnida, Scorpiones, Buthidae. Gene Ontology annotation, biological process: butyrate catabolic process; fatty acid beta-oxidation using acyl-CoA dehydrogenase. The record is from RefSeq and is a predicted model, not a curated record. Bases 74 to 877 code for a protein of 267 amino acids. The transcript is spliced from 6 exons.